Molecule: messenger RNA, 8527 nt
Organism: Gigantopelta aegis
Lineage: Eukaryota; Metazoa; Mollusca; Gastropoda; Neomphalida; Peltospiridae
Product: kinesin-like protein KIF28P
Exons: 22
Coding region: 1-3036 (1011 amino acids)
Biological process (GO): microtubule-based movement; cytoskeleton-dependent intracellular transport
Cellular component (GO): microtubule; kinesin complex
Molecular function (GO): ATP hydrolysis activity; ATP binding; microtubule binding
Source: RefSeq, a predicted model, not a curated record
AUGCCAGCUUCAAGUGGAGAUAGCGUUAAAGUGGCUGUGCGGGUCCGGCCAUUCAACCAGAGAGAGAAAAAUGCUGAGGCAAAGUGCAUCAUUUCCAUGGAAGGCAAGUCGACGACUAUUAAGAAUCCUGAAACCGGAGACAGCAAGACAUUUUCGUUCGACUACUCCUACUGGUCUCACGACGGAUUUACCGAGGAUCAGAAUGGCGUGUUCCUCCCCAACGAGGGGUCCAACUAUUCAGAUCAGCAAAGCGUUUUCCGAAACUUGGGCCAGGGAGUGCUGGACAAUGCCUGGCAGGGCUACAACGCGGCCCUGUUCGCCUACGGACAGACAGGUUCCGGCAAGAGUUACUCCAUGAUCGGCUACAACACCAACAAGGGCAUUGUCCCCAUCACCUGCGGCGAGCUGUUCAAAGCCAUUGAUGCCAACACGGAGAAAGAAACACAGCUCAGAGUAUCAUUCAGCAUGUUGGAAAUCUACAAUGAACAAGUCCGAGAUCUUUUAUCCAAGACCAAGCAGAAAGCUGGCGGCCUUAAAGUGCGACAAAAUCCUAAAAGUGGAUUUUAUGUUGAAGGUCUCAAGCUAGUGCCCGUGAAGAACUACAGUGCCAUUGAAAAGCUGAUGGAGCAAGGAACGUACAACAGAACGACAGCUUCCACCAACAUGAACGCGACAAGCAGUCGCUCUCACAUGGUUAUUACAAUCAAAUUUGAACAGAUUUUUAUAAACAAAUCUGGUGAAAGCACGACAAAGAGUUCUGAAAUUAAUUUGGUGGAUUUAGCUGGAAGCGAGCGUGCCAAUUCCACGGGGGCGACCGGAGAUCGGCUUAAGGAGGGGUCGGCCAUCAAUCAGAGUUUGUCUACACUAGGCAAUGUUAUCAGUGCCCUGGCCGAUGUUGCUAUGGGUAAGAAGAAAGUCCUGGUUCCCUACAGAGACUCGGUUCUCACCAAACUUCUACAGUCUGCUCUUGGAGGAAACAGCAGAACCAUCAUGAUAGCUGCUCUGAGCCCGGCUGACAUGAACUAUGAUGAAACAUUGUCAACUCUCAGAUAUGCCGACAGAGCAAAGAAAAUCCAGAACAAGGCCGUGAUAAACGAGAGCCCGACAGAGCGACUGAUCCGCGAACUGAAGGAAGAGAAUGCGCGUCUGCUCAAAAUGAUACAGGGAUCACAGGGAAUCAAGAGUCUGGCUGAAGGAGAAGAUCGUGAGCUGGCAGAGAGAAUGUUGGAAGAGAAUAAGAAAAGGAUGCUGGAAAUGGAAAAGACCUGGGAGCAAAGGCUGGAAGAAGCGAGAAUGGAAUGGGAGAAAGAGUUCCGGAACAGUUCAAACCGACAACAUGACUGGGAUCACCUGCCCUACAUCCUGAAUGUGAACGAGGACUCGCAGCUCACUGGAGUUAUCAAACACUGCAUCCACAAAGGUCAAUCACUGAUUGGAAAACCUGGCAGUUUUGAAGUCACAAUAGGCAUCAAAGGAUUUGGAAUACAGAAACAACACGCGAGAAUUGAGAAUGAUGGGAAGACUGUGAUAAUCAGACCCUGCAGUGUGGAAAGCACCAUCAGUGAUCGUCUGAGGUUUGGUUCCAACAGUCUAUUUCUGUACAUGGGUUACCCCAAGGAGCGGCAGGACAAAGACAGCAUAGAGAGUUACAACUUUGACUUCUUCAUGCUGGAGCUGACGGAACAUGAGUGUGUGGCGGCAGAGCUACAGACGCCGCGGGGGGAACCGACAGGGGGGAUGGCGAUGGAUCACAUCACUCACAUGGUGUUCCAGGAUUACGUCAACCUCAAACCAGCUAUCUCAGAGGCUAAUGCUAUCAGUGAGGAGUUUCAAAAGAAAGUCAGGUUUGAACUAGAAAUUAAAAGCCAUGCCAGUCAUGACACAUCAGCCAAGGCAAAAGAGAAGGAGAUCAUUGUCAGAGUUACAAACAUGAACACAAAGAAGGUGUGGGUGUGGGACAAGGACAAGUUUCUACAUCGCAAGGUUCUCAUGGAUGAGAUUUACCAGCGACACAUAGAGGGUGAGCGCAUCACUCUGUCACAUGACAAUGACCCGUUCUGGGAUCCCGUUGAAGACAUAUAUUUGGCCAGCUGUCACGUGAGACUUCAGAGCUUGUCGUACAACCUGGAUGUGGACGAACACUUCGCGCUACACAACUACCACGGCAAGGAGGAGGGCGUGGUGCACGUGCGACUCGUGCCGUGUGACAGGGCGGGCAGACCCCUGGGGGAGGACCACAUGAUGGAGCCGGCAGAUCUACUCGACAAGCCCUUCGACUUCACGCUGUCAUUGUUACAGUGCAUGGGUCUGCGCUGGGUGAUGGACGACAUGUCCAGGGGUGUCUUACUCAAAAUUAGAGCCUUUGGGGAGUCAGCCCCCCUGUCGACACAGUCUAUUUGGGGAAAGCCGAUCGCCAGCUUUGACUUCAACAAACAUUUCUCUCUGAAGAUGACGAAGACACUGCUCAACUUUGUACAGAAUGAAUCUCUGGUCAUCGAACUGUGGGGAACGCAAUCUGAAAAAGAAUGCCUGCACCCCAGACGAGCAUCUAUUCAUGCUGAUAUAGAACUCUCAACAAAAUCUGACUUGAAGUAUGUGCAGGAGGAAAAGUCAAAGAUACACAAAGAGAAUUUUAAACUGAAAAAUGAACUUGACAUGCAGAAGGAGGCAGCUGCUGUCUCCAGGAUAAGGAGAAACAGCAAUACCACGGAUGCUCCAAUUCUGAAAGGCCAUCGUAGGAGUAGCAUCGUCCCUGUCGACCAUACUCCACCACCUGGACUUGAUGUUGACCUUGCCAAGGCCAUCAAGAUCUUCUUCCGUGACAUGCGUAAUGUUCAGAAUCAACUCAAGGAAAUGAGAGCCACUGUGACUGCUGCUCAGACUGGAAGCAGCCACAACGGGAACCUCAAGGAGUGUCUGGUACAGCAGGAGCAGAAGCUGAAGUCGACCGAGGAGAAUCUCACUACAUGUCUCGCAUCUCUCAAACUGAGCGUCUCCAACACCAUCAAGAAGAGCAAAGGAUCCCCCGAAUCAUGACCCAGACUACACCUAGAUCUUGUGGAAUGUUUGGUGCCUGGAAGACUGUCUGGUCUUAUGUGUUAAAGAUGCUCAUUAUGUGCCUCUGUGUUUUUGUGUAACUGAAGAUUUCAGAGAGACUGUCCACUUGGCUCUAGGACUUGGCUCUAGGUGGUUGUAUCUGUCUACCUGACUGAUUGUGGCUCAUCAUGACUCACCCUGGCCUUUGGAGUCUUGUUCUAGCUCCUACUGUCUCAUCAUGACUCCUGAUGGCUCACCCUGUCUCCUGAUGGUUCAUCCUGGCCGUUGCAGUCUUGUUUUAGCUCCUACUGUCUCAUCAAGGUUCUUGCUGGCCCGGUCUGCUCAUUUGGCUCAGCCAUACUACAUUUCCUGACUGAGAUUUCGUACAUUUCUGAAGAAGAUCUUGGAUGCUCUGCCCAACAGAUUGUGGCUGAUUGUAGCUGCCUGGUUGUGUCAGAUUCAGUCUGUGUUUGUGAUUAUCAACACUGAAAGUGUAACUCUCUAACUGGCCAGCUUUAAGGAUGCUAUCUCAAAGUUGCAUAAUGGCAGCUUCCUGCCAGAAAUAUUUAUUAAAUUUUGUUUUAAAAUGUAAACAAUAUACCAUCAACAAUAUGCCUCUAAAUAUUUUUUAAAAAUAAUUUAAUUUUAAGUAUACAAAAAAACUAAUUGGACAAUCUUUUGUGGAUGACCAAUGGAACUUGGUGCAUUCAUUUGAGGCAAACAUUCCAUAACAUAUUGCCAGGAUGUACAACUCAUCUGUCUGUGAUGAAUUUAUCUAGCAACAAAUACUCAGGAAUCUAGUUGUACUAAAUGCUACAGCAUGCAAACACUUAUAUGUUUAACAUUCAUGAGUUAUUUAUGCAAACAUUAUGUGUGGAAUCGAUUAAUUUGUACUUGUCACAAAUAAAUGUAAAACUAGCAAAAUAAGGCACAUGCAACUAUGAUAUAGCACCUUUAAGUGGCUGGCUAUGCCUGGCAAUAUGUCUGUAAUUGUUCUUUGUGUGGGUAUGUUUGUGUUUGUGAUUGUGAACAGUUUGAAGGCUUUAUGGCUGUGAAGUAUUUUGCUCAUAUAAAUAAAGACUAUGAAGGCCUUGUUAUUAUUGAAUAUUUGAACACAAGAUAGUGACCAUUUACCAUUUUUGACUUUCUUAAAGCUACGAAAUACAUGUAUUCUCCAGUUGGCAAAAUGAUAAUUCAAAUAUUUGCGAUAAAAUGUCACAUGGAAGUUUGUAUUGUUUCUACAAAAUGGAACUUAUGUGCAAUCCAAACACAUGUAAAAAAAAACGUUUUUCUUAAAGACAAGUUUCUGUGCAUAAUAUUGAUAUCAGCUUGUGCAUUGAAAGUGAAACAAGAUAGUGCCAUUGGUUCUUGUCUUAAUGUACUGUAAAACGGGUAUUAUGUAGGAGUAAAUUUUCAUGAUUUGGAAGUUAGUUAUCUUAUAAUUUAUAAUUUUUGCAAAUCAAUUUAUUAUCAUAUAUUUAAAGAACUGUUUGUUGUUUAUGCUUUUGGCAAUCGGAUUAGACAUAAUUUUGUACAGGGAAGGGUGUGGAGUGCAUUCAUAUGUAAUAAUAUGGAACACAAACAUAAUAAGGUGAUGGGUCCCUAAUAAUUUAUUCCCAAUUUCCAACAAUUGGGCUACUUUUAGCUAUACCAGUGAUUUCUGGUCAUACUAAUGUUUAUAGUAGCUCUUCACUGGUUUCAGGUUUGCAAAUUAAGACAUACAUCAUUUAUAAUCGAGUCGACAAAACUAACUUAAAAAACAGUCUAAGAUUGUUUAACCCCGGUGUAUACAAGUGAUUUAACAGUGGUUUGUUAAAGGCACUUGUUCUUAUUGAUAUUAAAUUGUGUUUAAAACAUAAUUUUUUACUUGAUCCUUUUACAACAUGGUGUGAUAUUUCUGCAUAAAACAUAGUUUUUUGCUUGGUUUUACAACAUAGGGUGGCAUUUCUAUAUAAGGCCCCAAAACACAUCACAGCUGGGUCUGGAUCUGGUGAGUUUGGCAAGGUCACCAUGUUUGGUGUCUUUUGACAUCUGGGUCUGUAACCAUUACCAGUUUUCAAUAUGCAUGUACAUGUAUGUUAACUGCAUUUAUAUCUUUAAAUAUAUUUUUUUCUAUAAACACCAACAAUAAUUAUGAAAAUCCUACAUUGAUUAAUAUAUAUCUUUCCUGUUGAUUAUUAAGAGUUAAAAUAUGGCUUGCACAGGCUGUAUCUGCCAGUCUGGCUGUGUGAAAAGAUAGCACAUCUUAUUCGCCUGUUGCCAGAUCUGUAGUUUAUGGUGUGUUUUGUCACAUUCGAUUCAGUGCAUUUUGUUUUUGCUUGAUACCAUACUCACCAGACCCAGACCCAGUUUCGGUGUGUUUUGGGCCUAAAACUAUUUUUUGCAUAAUCCUUUUACAAUAUGGGGUGAUAUUUCUGUAUGAAACAGUUUCUUGUUUGAUUCUAUUACAGUAUGGGGUGAUAUUUCUGUAUAAAAGAUUAAAACAGAUUGUUGCUCGAUUCUUUAUAUAACAUAGAAUUAUAUUUCUGAAUACCAUGCACUUUCUUGCUUCAAAUAAGAACUUUUUUUAAUCUAGUCAUGUAAAUUGUAUUUUAUUUAUUGUAUAAAUUUACCAAAAAAUUUCAAAUUUUAUCUGGAGACAAAACCCCCCAACCCUAAUUGGUCCACCUAUUGUUGUUUUUUCAUUCCCAAUCAGUGCUGCACCACUAGUAUAUCAAUGGCUGUGGUAUGUACUGUCUUGUCUGAUGGAAAGUGUACCGGUAUAUACAAUAUCCCAUGCUACAAAUGGAUAAAUGUAGCAAGUUUCCUCUAAAGACUAUGUUUGACAUCCAAUAGCCGAUGAUUAAUUAAUCAGUGUACUUCAAUGGUGUCAUUAAACAAAAUAACAAAACAAAUUUUAACUGUAACCAGAGUGUGUUGUUUUUAAUCAGUGAUCUGUUUAAUGUAACCUUUGGUCUUGGUGUGAGGUGUCAUGGUGACUUGUUUGAAUUUUAUACUUUUUUAUUUUUUUGUGAUUACAUUAAUAGGACAAGAAACAAUCAAACGGCAUCACAAUGUUGGCCCAACUUUAAUUUUUAUUACAAAACACUGUUAGGGGAAAAUAUAUUUGUCCAUAAUCCAUAUGCAUAUGCGUACGGAAAAAUAUAAAUGAAAUAUGCUCAACCCAUUCGCAUAGAUUGUGAUUGUUAUUGCACAUUAUGGAUUAUGUAUAUACAUGUACACACAGAUUAUGGAUAAAUGGAAUUGUGUCUUACACCAAACUUGGCUCAGUUGAUAGACAUCUGAUAGUUGUGCAAUCUCAUGAACAUCACUAGCAUGUAGGAUGGUGCAAUAGUAUCACAACAGACCCCCAACACCAGUGACUAACCACCAGUAAGCCAGAGUGGUCUGUCUGGCCAAAAUGACAGUUGGCUAAAAGUGGCUUUCCAUAUGUAUGAUUUCCACAUCUGUCAUCCAUCACACACAUUCUCGUUCCAGCCAGUGCACCACAACUGAUGUAUCAAAAGGCUGUGGUAUGUGCUAUCCUGUCUGUGGGAUGGUGCAUAUAAAAGAACGCUAGCCGCUAACUGAAAAGUGGCAGCAGUGGGUUUUCUCUCUCAAUAUAUCUGUGUGGUCCGUAACCAUAUGUCCGAUGCCAUAUAACCGUAAAUAAAAUGUGUUGACUGCAUCGUUAAAUAAAGCAUUUCCUUCCUUCCUUCCAUCACACACAAAAAAACACUUGCUUGCAAAACUUAUUGUACCCUUUCCAUUUGUCCAUUACAUGUCAUCCAACUCCCAUUUUUGUCAGAUGACUGUUGGACCAGGAAUUCAUGCAAUCAUGGGGCUUUCCCCACUUGUUUACAUGUGCUUUUUGUUUUUUAAACAAUAUUUAUUCAAAUAAAUGAAGUGGACCAGCAAACAUGCUGUAGGCCUAUAUAAAUCCCUCUCCAUGAGAUGAUGUUACAUACAGCAUAAAUUUAAAUGAUUGAUAAACUUGAAACAUAACAUUACAAAAAUAUAAAUAUUAUACAUGGCUAAUCCUUCCCAUAUUUGCCAAAGUGGCUACAGUAUUUAAUAAUUAACUGAUACAGUUUUGUUUAAAUUAGUCAUUUUUAAUACAUUUUCAAUAAAUACUCACGGGCCAAAUUUACAGUCUGUUUUUGUAAAAUUUGUGUAAGUACCGGAAUCAUAAAUAUAUGUCCUUACAUGCAUGUAUGACAAAACCAGGCUUAAAUUUGGUCAUAGAUAUUUUCAUAAUUCCUAAAAAUUCAUGUUUAAAAGGAUGAAUAUUUCUUUGCAGUGAGGGAAGUCUUGAUUGGCUGGGUGUUCCUGGAAAUAUGUAAUGCCUAGUGGAGUAUCUUUAAUUAUUGUUCAUGCUCUUUUUGAGGUUACCCCUCCUUUCCCUAGGAAAAAUCUACAUCCAUUUUUGUAUAUCAAGGUGGGAUAGAAGAUCAGUAUUCAAUAUGUUGUUAAAAAUAAGUAGGGGAUAUUCAAACAUAGUUGAAACUAAUUUGAACAGUGUGAUAUUUUAGUAAUAGCAAAUGAAUGGAAAAGCUGAAACAGUGACGUGACACAUUUCCAUCAAAUAUCUGCAGGGCUUUAACUUAAUGAUGGCAAUAAUAGCAAUUGUCAUCAAUGAGAUAUAAAUUACUAUCACUGAUGGCACUUUUGUGCUGCUGGAUAAAAAUUAUUGUCGUCAGUAAAGCUUCUCGAUGACAACAUGUGUACAUCUGGUGUACCGAUACAUUAUCUGCUGGUAUUUAAUAAAUGACACAAUAUGCAAACAGCAAAAUAAUAUUUUAGUCAUGUUUAUUUGUCGCAAAAGUAUUUUUUUUUAAAUUGCCAAUGGCAGGCUAAAUAUUGCUGUCGGUGGGCCGUUUCGGAUUUUUUAAUUACUGUUAACAUCAAAUUCUUAAGUUCGAGCCCUUAUACUAGAAUAUGAAGGUAUGCUCAAACCAGACCUAGAUAAGAGUGGGUGGUAGAGCUUGUGAAAUUCUAAGAUACUGGUAAUGACUAGAGUAAUAUAUAUAUGCAUUGAUUAUAAUGUGUAAAACUAGUGUGGUACGGUAGCUCUAAAUGGUAGCUGUUAUGGCAUGCUUUAGAUAAAAUGUUAGUCGGUUGGUGAAUUUUAACAUGCUUAUAUACCACUAAUGUUUCGAGCAGGUCUGUCCCAGGUGCCGUCUCUGGAUAGCCAGAGGACAGAUCCAGGACAGAUGAGAAAAUGUACCAAAUUUCUGAGACACCACAUGUCCUUGAUUGGGGAAGGUUUUGGGAUCAGGGCCACUCAUAGUUUGCGAAUCCUUAGUUUGCAUCAUGUUUCAUUCCAUGCUUACUCGUAUUUGAAUUAAAAUAUCCCCUACAUAUUUUUAACACUUACAUACUCAUUUGUUGUUAUCUGUAUGUUGUUUUAUAUUACUAAAUGGUCUACUGUACAUUACAUUUACUGAUCAUGUGAUAUUUGUUACUGUCAAAUUGUUUUGUAUGUGAAAUGUUGUUAUAAAAAUGUAAAUAG